This is a messenger RNA of Vicia villosa (hairy vetch), 1285 nucleotides long. RefSeq lists its product as uncharacterized. The coding region runs from base 16 to 432 and encodes 138 amino acids. The record is from RefSeq and is a predicted model, not a curated record. Lineage: Eukaryota; Viridiplantae; Streptophyta; Magnoliopsida; Fabales; Fabaceae. Gene Ontology annotation, molecular function: RNA-DNA hybrid ribonuclease activity; nucleic acid binding. The transcript is spliced from 4 exons.
UCAAAUCCGCCCUAUAUGGCAGGGGGCAAAAUAGGUAAUAACCCUAUAAACUAUAUACUAUCAAAUGUAGCUAACUCUUGGGUUUCUCUAAAGGUCCAUCGCUUCAGUAAAGGACUGGGCAGGCAAACAAAUAAUUCUGCUGAGUAUGAAGGUUUACUUUUGGGAUUGAAAGAAGCCAGUGACAAAGGGUAUGAUUAUGUUGAAAUCCGAGGCGAUUCUAAGCUUGUUUGCGAACAGCUUAAGGGUAAUUGGAAAGUCAACAACCCGAAUUUAAGGGACUUGCGUGAUAAAGCUUUGGACUUGAAGGAUAACUUCAAGUCAGUCAAGGUUCAACAUGUUCCUAGGGGUUCAAACAGAGAAGCUGAUGCUCAAGCAAGUUGGGGCAAAAAUCUUGAAGCUGGCCAAGUUCAAGAAGACUAUUACUACUACUGAUCAUCUUUGACAGCAUGCCACUGUCAAAAACUAUUGGCAACUAUGUUACUUUUCUUGUUUAGAUUGUGCCUACUAGUUAAGCAUUUAGGGUGGUCUUACAUUUGACACACUGCAUGUCAGUGGUGAAACUCUGUCAAAAUGCUGGUUUUUGAUGUUUGGAUUUUAUGUUUGGAUGUUAUGUGAAUGUUUGUGAAUUUACUAUUUUCUUCCUUCAUUUGUUUGUUUAAAUCUUAUAAUCUCGUGCUAUGUGAUGACACUUAUUUUUGUUUGAUGUAAUGACCCCAAAAGGUACUUGUGAUCAUUAUAAAUAUUAGAGCAAUGUAGACCAUACAAUAAGAGAGAGAAUUGAAAAACUUUCAUUUUAAGUAUAAAUUUAGACGUGCAUGGCAAUGGAGGUAUGAGGAGUUUCAAAUUGACUAUGUAUUGUAUAAUGUUGUGCAAGACACGUAUUGUAUACAUAUAUAUGUUGUUUAGAAGAUUGUGGUGUUGUAUGUGCCGCAGUAAAAACGAGGGGUAAAUUGUUAUUCAAUGCAAUCAAAAUAUAGGCAUAACCAUGAUGAUACUGGUGUCUGUUGCUCCAAAACUAACUUUCCGAGCCAACAUGAUUCAAAAACUAAAUUAGCAACUCAACUCUACACUCAACUUUGGCCCUGGAUUGAGACAAGAUGGCUUGUCUUUUCGCAGAACACGAGAUCAAAUAAUCUCCAAGAUAUACACAAUACUCAGACAUAGAUCUUAUAGAGUCAGGACAUCCACCCUAGUUGCAUGAGUAUAUGUAGUGAGUUUAUUAAUAGAGGAUGGAUAAAUAUGUAGACCAAGUGUAAAAGUAUCCUUAAUAUAUUGAAUGAUUUGA